AACCGGGCCUGACCUGCCAGCCAGCCAGUCACGGAGUCUCAGUCAACCUUCGGACAUCGUCGCGUUUGCAGCCCUGCCUUUUUGCGGCUAUUCCUAAAGGCGCAGUAUUGCUGUUGUUGUCUCUGGGUUGAGCCGAGUUUGAAGUCAGUUUCACUUUGGAGAGUGCUCCGUCAAGGUCUUGUUGGCCCCGGGUCUUUCGAAUUUUGCAGUGCGCGGAGAGCUGUGGAGAGUUUUUCGAGUUGACAGCGCGCUUGUAUUGUGCGUUUCGAUCGAGCUGAGAAGUUAAUCGCGAUAAGCGUCGGCCGAGGUCAAAGGUUUUGUUUUGAAUCCGCGGCGGUCCAAGUAGUGAGAGUGGGCAAGAGUACACGAGUGGUGGUCAUCGGAAAGUGAGAGUUUUCAGCGAGUGAAAGAGCAAGCGCGUCCAAAAAGCGUCCAGACAAGAUGAGCAGCGGAGGAGUCGACGAGAUUCUCAGCUUCAAGCGCAACCCGGACGAGGACUUCUACGGGAUGCUGAAAUGCGACGAGAACUCGACGGUCGAGCAAAUCCAGGCCGAGUACAAGGUGCUGGCGCUGCAGUACCACCCGGAUAAGAACGCCGGGGACAAGGACGCCGAGGCCAUGUUCCAGAAGUUAAAGGAGGCCAAGGAGAUCCUGUGCGACCCGGAGAAGCGCGCCAACUACGACAAGUGGCGCGGCAGCGGCAUCCAGGUCAGCUACCGCAACUGGGUCGGCAUGAAGGAGCACGUCCAGCAGAGCAUGCACUGGGCCACCCCCAAGACCAAGGACCGCAUGCUGCCGGAAGCCGGAGCUGGGGCAGGGUCGGCGGCGGCCAGUGGUCUCAGCGCCACCGCGCCCAAUCCGGCCCACAGGCGCGCCUCGGAGGGCGGGGCCGCCCUGUACUACGGCGGCCGGAAGGGCGAGUGGGGCUCGGAAAACCCGAGCGAGGUGGUCAACAAGUUCCGCAACUAUGAGAUCUAAGCAGGCGGCGGGGUUAUGUUUUUGUUUUGAUUCUUUUCGUUUGACAGUUUUGAAUUCUUGAGGUGAAGCGCCCUCGAGGGCGACCGCCCUCGGAACCGGUUUGACACUUGGCAGGCCGAAAACAUCCUUGUGCUCCUUUUUACCGCGGUUUCGGGUUCGUCGGUUCCGGAGGUGGUCGAACAAAGGUGGCGUCUUUUAGAUUUUAUUUACUUUUUAGUUAUAUUUUAACGUGUAACAGUAUUGUGCUUCGUUUUGUUGUGCUUACUUUUUACAGUGUAAUUUUUUAUUGUUUUAUCAACUACUUUACCCGGCUACUAGAUACGGGUCACACUGAGUCAAAAUGAAACAAGAAAAUUAUAAGAAAAUCAAAUUUAUUAUCAAAACAAAUUUUUCCAAUGUGUAGCCAAUAAUAUAUAAUUGUUGUUUGAUGAAUCCAUCGUGUCACGUUGUUUAUUAAGCAUUGUAAGGAAAUUAAUUAGCAAUGUUAACAUUACUUACAGAAAAAAAAAACAAAACAUGAAAUGAAUCUGUGUUGAUUGACAAAUGUAUGUGAACCCAAACUAGUUGUAUUGAUAGCUAUAUAUAUUUAAAUGAGAAACAUACACAGCAAAGCAAACAAGUAUUUCAUGUAGUCAAUUUUCGUUGUAGCAGAGUGCUAAACAUCAGAGAGAAGAAUAGAUUCACACACAAAAGAGUAAUAAUUUCCAUAUAAAAAGUGAGAAAAAAACGAACGAAAAGAAGAUCGCGAUAUUCUUCCUUCUUAGAGCGAUGACGAUGAUGACAAAAAAACAACAACAAAUCAAUGUAGUGUUUGUGAACUUUUGUAUUGCGAUGAAAGUCGAUCAUAAAAAAGCAAACAAACAAAAAAAUAUUAUUAUUAUAUACUGUACUAGUGUUGAUGAGAAAAUGUUUUCCUCACCCAAGAACUGCUGUUUUUUGAUAUCGUAGUCUAUUUUUCCAAAAAAAAAAA
This is a messenger RNA of Culex quinquefasciatus (southern house mosquito), 1948 nucleotides long. RefSeq names its product J domain-containing protein (gene jdp). The record is from RefSeq and is a predicted model, not a curated record. Bases 442 to 978 code for a protein of 178 amino acids. Gene Ontology annotation, cellular component: cytoplasm. Lineage: Eukaryota; Metazoa; Arthropoda; Insecta; Diptera; Culicidae. The transcript is spliced from 3 exons.